UGGGGUGUCAUUGUUCCGUGUUUGAGCUGUCUGCAAAGAUGGAUGUUUUGGGGAAAAAUUGAAGAGAAGCCUUCAGCUGUCUUUGAGUGGAGGGAGAGGGGGCAUUUUAAGAAGUUCUAAUAUAUUUUCGGACAAGGCUACAUCAGAAAUAGCUGAAGUUUAACUGGUGGAACGUGGCUUGUAAAUUCACCUUACUAUGGAGCAGUGUCUGACGGUGGAUAGUUUUGAUUUAAAUAAUGAGCAUUUCAAAAUUCACUGAGGGCAGAAGCCAUUUAAAGCAGGCUGCAGCUGGGAAAGCCCUGAUUCUUGACGGCAGCUGAAGGGACUUCUGUCAAUUUAAGAAUUCAGGAAGGAGGCGUUGGAAAGCAGUACUUUAUGAAAAUGUCACGUUUUACAGGUCAAUCUGCUGUAGGAUAAUAUAUGGGAAACAAAGAUCCCAUGUGGAUGCAUGACUCAGCCUGAAGCAUCCAAAGUGGUGGAAAGGUUCAAUGGCAAAUGUAAACAUUUGUCAACACUUACAAAAUAUUCCUUGGGGCAGCAUGGAUGUGAUGGAAUCUAGCGUGCUGAACACUAGCGAAGAACAGCGCUUUUGUUUUUAAAGCAUUAAUUACUUGGGUUGGUUGCAGCAAUGGCUAGCAAAAGAAAAUCCACAACUCCUUGCAUGAUACCAGUGAAAACAAUGGUGCUGCAGGAGAUGGAAUCAGAUACGGUGGAAGAUCAUCAUGGAGAAACUCAACAGCACGUGCUUUCUGAACCACUGGCAGCUAGUGAUGCUGUUGUUAACAAUAGCAGUAAUAAUGCAGCCUUGUCUAAUGGGCAUCGCAGCAUUAUAAAUGGUGAUGCUUACAUGUGUAAGUAUUGUGAUUUUGAGACUCAAGACAUGAAUCAUUUUUUUGGACACUUGGAUUCUGAGCACUUAGACUUCAGCAAAGAUCCCUCGUUUGUAUGUGUUGAGUGCAGUUUUCUGGCCCCAAACCACCAAGGGCUUUUGCAUCACAACGCGGAAUGCCACACUGGGGAAGCUAGCUUCCUCUGGAAUGUGGCUAAACAGGAUAAUCAUACAACAGUGGAGCAAAGUCUUUCUGAUGCCACCAGCAACCAAGACCUUUCAGGAGAAUCCUGUGAGGAGGGGGUGGAUGGCCAAGCAGAGAUUAUCAUCACCAAAACUCCCAUUAUGAAGAUAAUGAAAGGUAAACCCGAGGCCAAAAAAAUUCACAUGCUGAAGGAGAAUGUACCAAGCCAGCCGGGCAAUGAAUUAGCAAUGAAAGAUGGUGACCAGUCAUUCACCAAUGGGUCUUUGCCAGCCAGCCAGUCAACAGCCAGCUCGGCAAAAUCGUCUCAUGUACUCAGUGGCUCCAUUUUGGGAAAUGUGCCUGUUUUGCAGGCAGGUGUUACACAGCUUGUGUCAUUGCAACAGCAGCAGCCACCCCCACAGCUGCACCAGGAGCUACCCACAGCCAAAUCCCUUCCCAAAGUGAUGAUCCCUUUAAGCAGCAUUCCCACGUACAACGCAGCCAUGGACUCCAACAGCUUCCUGAAAAACUCUUUCCACAAGUUUCCCUACCCUACAAAAGCUGAGCUUUGUUAUUUGACUGUUGUGACCAAGUACCCAGAAGAGCAGCUUAAGAUCUGGUUUACUGCCCAAAGGUUGAAACAAGGCAUCAGCUGGUCCCCAGAGGAGAUAGAAGAUGCACGGAAAAAAAUGUUCAACACUGUUAUUCAGUCUGUACCACAGCCCACUAUCACAGUUUUAAAUACACCUAUCGUUGCGAAUGCCAACAAUGUCCAGCAUCUCAUUCAGGCAACUCUGCCUGGUCAUGUGGUGGGACAACCAGAAGGAACAGGAGGACUGCUCGUUACACAGCCAAUAAUGACAAAUGGGUUAAAAGGAAGCAGUUCGUCUCUCACGCUAGCAGUGACGUCGAUUCCCAAGCUCCAGUCAGUUUCGCAACACAACACUGUGUGUUCAAACAGCGCAUCGGCGGUGAAGGUGGUCAAUACAGCCCAGUCUCCGCUGGCUGCAUGCCCAAGCAUCUCUUCACAAGCUUUCCUGGAUCCCAACAACUACAAAAAUAAGAAGUCCCACGAGCAGCUGUCUGCCCUGAAAGGCAGCUUCUACAGGAACCAGUUCCCUGGCCAUAUUGAAGUUGAGCGUCUGACCAAAAUUACAGGCCUUAGUACUAGAGAGGUUCGAAAGUGGUUUAGUGAUAGGAGAUACCACUUCAAGAAUAUGAAAGGCAGUAGAGCUAUGUUUGCUGGAGAUAAUACAAUAAUUAUCGCCUCUUUCCCAGACAUUAUCUUCACUGAGUCACCAAAGGACACUGAGUUAACUUCUAUGACAGUACCGAUGCCCGUGGCUCAUCCCCAAACAAGGCGACAGUCUUGGCAUCAAACGCCCGACUUCACCCCAACGAAAUACAAAGAGCGAGCACCAGAGCAGCUCAAGGCUUUGGAAGGCAGUUUUACACAAAAUCCUUUUCCUCCAGAGGAAGAAGUGGAUCGGUUGAGGAGUGAAACAAAAAUGACCAGGAGGGAAAUUGAUAGCUGGUUUUCAGAGAGGAGGAAAAAAAAGGUGACGGAGGACAAUAAAAAGACAGAAGAAAUGGCCCAGCAAGAGGAGGAGGAGGGUGCUGAGAGUAACUGUGGAGAAGAAGAAGACUCCUCAGAUGAACUGAGGGUCUUGAGUGAAAAUGGUUUAUUAGAUACAUCAAGCAAUCAGACUUCAGUGGAGCGGAAAGUUAGCCCAAUUAAAAUCAACCUCAAGAAGCUUAGAGUGACUGAGUCAAAUGGCCAAAAUGAAUUGCGGAAUGCAGGUGCAAAUGAUCCAGGGAACAACUGUUCUGGCACGCCAGCUCCCCCCGUAAAAACCAAAAUGAACUUUAAAAAAACAGCCCAACAGCGGCAUUUGCUGAAACAAAUAUUUGUGAAGACACAGCGACCAACAAAUGAAGAAUAUGAUGCCAUAGUUUCUCAGACAGGUUUGCCCCGGGCUGAGUUAAUUCGCUGGUUUGGGGAUACCCGAUAUGGUUUUAAAAAUGGUCAGCUAAAAUGGUAUGAGAACUACCGGCGUGGUAUCUUCCCUCCCGGGUUAGUAGCAAUCAGCCAAGCCAGCAAAGAUAUCCUAGAGAACUAUUACAAAAAGCACAAGAUGCUGUAUGAAAAUGACCUAAAGAGCUUGUGUGAGAGAACGAAGAUGAUUCCACAGCAGGUUAGGGUGUGGUUUGCUGUAAAAACGGAUGAAGAAACCAGGGCCGUGUCUGACACGGGAAGCGAGGACCGAUACUCGAGCACGGGCGAACAAGCUGGAAGCCAAAAAGGGACAUGUGAUGCCUAUUCUGAGGUGUCUGAGAACAGCCAGUCUUGGGAGCCCGGGGGCUGGGAAGGCCAUUUGCAAUCUUCGGAGACCUUUAGCCAGCAACCCGCAGUUCAGCUGGAAACGGAUUGACCUUAAGCUGCCUGCUAUGAAGGAUCCGCGAUUACAUGCAAGAUUUUAAAUCCAUGGGCCUGAUACAAAUCUCAGCAGCAGGGAAUGGUGUAAAAGCACUGCCAAAAUGAGACCUUCCAGUACAGCGCAUCAAUCAAUGAUCGAGAGCAAGAGAAUUGGGCUCUCGGAGCAGUGCUAUUUGCAGCCUAAUCUAGAAUCUUAUGAGCUGGCCAGAGUAGGAUGUCAGUGGGAGCUUCUAGCUCCUGUGACGUAGGAUGCUCGUUUCCUCUCCAGGGGAUAAACUUUCAGAUUUCAUCUUCAUAUACAGAGAACGGAACCAACUUUUGACUUGCAGAGAGCUGCCUUGACAAGCAUAAUUAGUUUUGGACAUUGAAUGUGUAAGCACAUUUUUUGCAUAAAAAUGGACUAUCAUGGCACAAUACAUUUUUAUCUUCAUGGUUUUGUAAUGUAUUUGUUCUCUAAGUGUUAGCAGUGUUGCAUAUGUCCCUGACUUUUGGGUCCCUGGAUCAGGCAAUGGUGAACACCAUCAUGAGCGUUGAGUAUGUGUGUCCGAAGGAGAGAAGAGAAGAUCUGAGAAACCAUAUGCCAGUCUUAAUUUCAAGAACAGGAUGAAUGCGGGGUGAGGGUAGCUAUAGAUUUCUUUUCUUGAGAAUUAGAUAUUUUACAUCCUCCAGUAUCCAGUAGAGUCAGGAGCCAGCAAAGGUCAGGAGAUGGAGUUGGAUGUAAUCUGUUCCCCUAUUGGCUGAAGCAAUUUUAUUUCUGUUUGUCAGGUGAUGGAAUGUAACAUGGCCCAUUAGUCUCCAAGCCUCAUGUUAAUUACUGAGAACUAGCACUUAAUUUUUCCAUCGUGCCCUGUAAUCCCUUUCAUUGUUUCUCUAGAACAAAUUGUUCGUCAGAGAACAGACAAAACAUUGGGUUUCUGCUAAUGUUUCAAGUUAUCAUUGUCUCUCUUAGGAAGGCAACCCAUUUUACAGGCUGUAAGCUUACCUGUUAAACACUAGUUGAAUUAGAUUCCUUCUCUUAUCCUGCUGUGCAAUUGCUAUUAACCUGUGCUCAUUGGUCCAGGUCAUGUUCCCUAGGCCUCCAACUGUAGACCUGUCUUUGUGAACUAGACAAUAAAUAAGUUGCAAAGUUACAUGGUAUAUUAAGUGCUCAUGUAAUUAUAUACCCUUUUAAUAUGUAUAUGUGUACACUGUCUGGGGCUGUUACUGUUUUUAAAGCAGCCUCUUGAUUCUUUUUGAUUCUAUUGUAGUUUUUCUUAAUUUGGAAGGUGGUUUUCUUAGUGGGAGGAGAUAUUUAUUAAAGGGAUGAGUUGCAAGCUCAAAAUGACCUGAUCCAGUGGAAGUUUUACAGAGAGAGGCUGGUAUUUUUAAAUCUCUUCCAGCAGCUUGUCCAAAGGCAGUGUUUGAUUAAGCCACCUUCUUGAGUAGCAGUCCCCUUCCCUCAUGCCCUUAAUUAGGUGGCCUUAUUAUUCAAUAAUGAAGGAGUAGCUCUCUCUAGUCGUAGCAUCGCUUGGGACUGAAAGGGCUCCAGUGGGCACCUAAGUCUGUUUGUUCAGUCUGUGGCAAUUUGGAGAACCAUGCUGAUAACAGCAUUUCUUCUUAGGCAGACGACAGCUGUACAGGUCAGACAAAACCUUUGUUAGAGGCAACACUAGCCAGACCCUCAAAGAUGUGAUCUUAACAUAGCCUGGAGCAGCUCAAGGGCCGAGACCCUAUGUUCUUGCUCUGAUGAGCUGAGAUGGCUAUUCCACAAUGAUUGUUGGAACCUCAGUUUACAUAGUCCCUGCACCUGUCAUCUUGUAUACCCUGAAACAUCUGGGAAAGGAGGGAAAAAUCUAGAAAUGUCUAGAACUGACAAUUACUCUUGAUUCUACUGCUGGGAGUCCAGUGACCUAAGAGUCUGGCUGUAUGUAUAGUGUUAACUAAAGAGAACAAAUACACGUAAGUCAUUUACUCUCUAUAUACAUGCAGUAUUUAAAUAGGCACAUAUACUGUUCAAAUACACAUCUGAUUCUUUACUGCAUAAAAUGUACAUUGAAAUGUUCACUGUACUGUGUGCUGCAUAAAUAUGUUGGAAACCUA
Pelodiscus sinensis (Chinese soft-shelled turtle) is the source of this 5529-nucleotide messenger RNA. RefSeq names its product zinc fingers and homeoboxes 3 (gene ZHX3). NCBI's taxonomy places the organism in Eukaryota, Metazoa, Chordata, Testudines, Trionychidae. Gene Ontology annotation, biological process: regulation of transcription by RNA polymerase II. Gene Ontology annotation, molecular function: DNA binding; DNA-binding transcription factor activity, RNA polymerase II-specific. The record is from RefSeq and is a predicted model, not a curated record. Gene Ontology annotation, cellular component: nucleus.